AUGACCCGCAAUGCAGCUGGUGAAGAUCUUGUGGCGGGGGGCGAUUACGUGCAACUGGAGAAGUGUGGUGCCGAUGGUGUGGCCACGUGUCAGGCGGAGGCGUCCUCGUCGGGUUGCUGCGGCGGCGGUGCCGAUGCCGGUGUCGGAGGUUGGUGGUGGUCUUGUUGGUGGUGGGCGAAGCUGGUGCUGGUAGUGCUGUUUGUUGCCGUGUUGGGUGCGGUUUUCUUCAAGUGGGUCGGGCCCUUCUUCAUGGAUAAGGCAUGGCUGGAAAGGUACCCAAAGAAAGCUUCUAUUAUAAGAUUGGCCGGUGAGGGAAGUUGGUUCAAUCAGUUCCGUGCUGUUACUUUGAUUAGGAUUUCUCCUUUCCCUUAUGUUGUGUAUAACUACUGUGCCAUGGCUACUGAUGUGAAGUAUGGUCCUUAUUUGUUGGGGACAAUUGUGGGAAUGAUCCCAGAAAUUUUUGUUGCACUUUACACUGGCAUCCUCAUUAGGACUUUAGCCGAUGCUUCACACGACCAGCACUCCCUAUCAGGAAUUCAAAUUGUGUUCAAUGUUGCUGGCUUUUGCAUUACUGUGGUCUCAACAGUGAUCAUAACUCUAUAUGCAAAAAAACGACUCAAGGAACUCCAGAUGGAAGAGGAGCUAUUGUUGCCGUGA
Molecule: messenger RNA, 657 nt
Organism: Striga asiatica
Lineage: Eukaryota; Viridiplantae; Streptophyta; Magnoliopsida; Lamiales; Orobanchaceae
Source: the annotation of a GenBank genome assembly